AUGGCCGCGCAGGACACGCUCAACCAGACCACCCGCCUGGCCUCCUCCAGCGCUCUGCUGCAGGUGCUGUUCCGGGUGGUCACCUUCGGGCUGAACGCGUUCACUCUGCGCUACCUCUCCAGAGAGCUGAUCGGCGUGGUCAACGUGAGGCUAACUCUGCUGUAUUCAACAGUUGUCUUCCUAGCCAGAGAGGCAUUUCGCAGAGCUUGUUUGAGUGGAAGUACAAAGCGAAACUGGACCAAAACAAUUAAUCUACUGUGGCUGACAGUCCCUCUUGGUGUUUUUUGGUCUAUUUGCUUGGGCUUAGUCUGGCUACACUUGCUUGAAGUACCUGAUCCUUCUGUGGUUCCUCAUUAUCAGGCUGGUGUAGUGGCAUUUGGUCUUUCUGCAAUUAUUGAACUUCUGGGAGAACCAUUCUGGGUUUUAGCACAAGCUCAUUUGUUUGUGAGACUUAAGGUAAUUGCUGAAAGCCUUUCAGUAGUGUCAAAAUGCAUUUUGACGGUUAUUUUAGUGGUCCUUUAUCCUCAGUGGGGCCUCUACAUUUUUUCCUUGGCUCAGCUUUUAUAUGUCAGUGUUCUGGUAAUGUGCUAUGUAAUUUACUUUGUGAUGUUUUUGGGGUCCCCUGAAGCAACAAAGAAGUCAUUUCCCGUUGCUAGAAUGAAAGCACUGUUGCCUAACUGGGUGGAAGAUGAGACCUUUGUUAACUGGAAGGAAGCACGGUUGACUUGGAGUUUCUUCAAACAAUCGUUCCUGAAACAGAUUUUGACAGAAGGUGAACGAUAUGUGAUGACUUUUUUGAAUGUGUUAAAUUUUGGAGAUCAGGGUGUAUAUGAUAUCGUGAAUAAUCUUGGUUCACUGGUGGCCAGGUUUAUCUUUUUGCCUAUUGAGGAGAGUUUUUAUGUCUUUUUUGCUAAAGUGUUGGAAAGAGGGAAGAAUGUAAAGGAUCAGAAGCAGGACGAUGUUGCUAUGGCUGCAAAUGUAUUAGAAUUGCUGUUGAAACUUGUGCUUCUGAUUGGCCUUACCAUCACGGUUUUUGGCUAUGCCUAUUCGCAGCUGGCUCUGGAUAUUUAUGGAGGCUCAAUGCUUAGUUCUGGAACAGGUCCAGAUCUCCUCCGAUGUUACUCUUUAUAUGUCCUAUUUCUUGCUAUCAAUGGAGUAACAGAAUGUUUUACAUUUGCUUUGAUGUGCAAAGAGGAGGUAGACAGGUACAAUUUUGUUAUGCUGGCCUUGUCCUUCACAUUUCUGUGCAUCUCGUAUUUCUUGACCCACUGGCAUGGCAGUAUAGGCUUUAUCCUUGCCAACUGCUUUAACAUGGGUAUUCGAAUAGCUCACAGCAUCCACUAUAUCUAUGAUUACUUCAAAGAAAGCACUUACAGACCUUUGACAGGCUUACUUCCCUCACCAUUUUUGGUACUCAUUUAUAUCAUAAGUGGAGUAAUCACUGGUUUCUCAGAGGUAUUCCUCUGCUGCGAUAAGGGUUGGAUGGGAAGGCUGAUUCACAUCAGCAUGGGGGCUCUGUGCUUUGCAGCAACCAUCAUUACUAUGUUCUGCACAGAGACCAAGCUGAUCCACUUUGUCAGAAGCCAGUUCCUCUCCCGGUAUAUGAAGAAAGGAACAUGA
Balearica regulorum gibbericeps (East African grey crowned-crane) is the source of this 1620-nucleotide messenger RNA. RefSeq names its product RFT1 glycolipid translocator homolog (gene RFT1). Gene Ontology annotation, cellular component: endoplasmic reticulum membrane. NCBI's taxonomy places the organism in Eukaryota, Metazoa, Chordata, Aves, Gruiformes, Gruidae. Gene Ontology annotation, biological process: dolichol-linked oligosaccharide biosynthetic process; glycolipid translocation. The record is from RefSeq and is a predicted model, not a curated record.